This is a messenger RNA of Leguminivora glycinivorella, 3374 nucleotides long. It is a transcript of the gene p47, whose product is annotated as NSFL1 cofactor p47-like. The record is from RefSeq and is a predicted model, not a curated record. Gene Ontology annotation, cellular component: nucleus; cytosol. Gene Ontology annotation, molecular function: ubiquitin binding. The transcript is spliced from 9 exons. The coding region runs from base 83 to 1243 and encodes 386 amino acids. Gene Ontology annotation, biological process: nuclear membrane reassembly; autophagosome assembly; Golgi organization. Lineage: Eukaryota; Metazoa; Arthropoda; Insecta; Lepidoptera; Tortricidae.
UCUGAACCGUCAUCCAUUGCAUCGAGUCGGUAUUUUUAUGUGUUUAGUUUUAUUAAAACAAUAAAUUACAAUAAUCGUUAGCAUGUCGGCUAAUAAGGAGGACACAUUACGACAGUUUUGUGACGUGACCGGCGCCGAUGAAACUCGUAGUCGUUUCUUUUUGGAAUCGUCGAAUUGGCAGCUUGACGUAGCGUUAUCUAGUUUCUAUGAGCACGGGGGUAGUAUAGACGAGGCGCCUAUACCCACGGCCGCUCCGGCGUCGUUGCCGACGCUGUCGGACAGCGACAUGGAGUCCCCGCCGGCGUCGCCGGUGCGGCAGAAGAAGGAGAAGAAGAAGCCCACCGGUAACUUCGCCACGUUGGGCUCGCUCCAGCAGGAGAGCUCUAGUGAUGAAGAGGAAGGGCAAGCAUUUUACGCCGGCGGGUCAGAAAGGUCCGGACAGCAGAUCAUUGGCCCCGGAAAGAACAGGAAAGACAUAGUCACUGAGAUGUUCAAAAGCGUGAGAGAACGCGGGGCCGUGGUGUUUGAAGACGAGCCAGCGACCGCGAGCCGAGGCCGCGGCGGCGCCUUCAGCGGCACUGGCUACAGACUUGGACAGACCUCCGACGACCACGAGGCAGUGUCGGCGCCGGGUGCGCAGUCGCAAGGAGAAGACAUCCGCGCCGUCCGUCUGCGUCUGUAUAGAGAGGGCUUUACUGUGGACGAGGGCCCUGUUCGCUCUUACACUGACCCGGAGCAUGCCGAGUUCUUAGACAGCAUACGCCGAGGAGAGAUCCCAGCGAGUCUAGGCGGCGCGGGCGCGGUGCGCGUGUCGCUCGAAGACAGGCGGCAUGAGCCGGCGCCCGCAACUAAGGCCCAGGUGUUCGCCGGCAAGGGCCAGAUGCUCGGCAGCCCAACGCCCCCAGUGGUGGGCGCCCCCGCGGCAGCGGGCACGCCGGCGGCGGCGGCCGGCGACCGCGAGGCCAACACGCGCGCCGCGCAGGCCGCCGUGCAGCUGGACGACGCGCAGCCCGCCACCUCCAUACAGUUCCGACUAGCGGACGGCAGCCGCGUGGCAGGUCGCUUCAACAUGACGCACACCGUGGCCGACCUGCGACAAUUCGUGGCUCGCGCCGAACCCGCCUACCAGGCGAGACCGUUCCUGCUACUGACUUCCUACCCGUCUGCUGAACUGGCUGAUAGUACUGUCACGAUCCAACAGGCUAACCUUGCGAAUAGUACCCUGCUGCAGCGGCUCAAGUAAAAAAACUAAAGUAAUAUACCAAGUAAUACCGUUCCUGUCGCUAACUUCCUACCCUGUGGCAGUUUGUGACAAGUCCGUUCCUGCUACUGACUUCCUACCCUUCUGCUGAGCUGUCGGACAGUACUGCCACGAUCCAACAGGCUAACCUUGCGAAUAAGGACUCUAUUGCAGCGGCUCAAGUAACUCCUUAAACCCUUUUAUUUCUAGAAACAACUGCCGUGGUUCAGUCCGCCCCUUGUCAAGUCGCUCACAAACGUUUAAAAUUACAUACGCGGAAUACCAUAACCAUACGUUAGGACGCGAAUUGGAUGCAAGCGGUCUCUACCAAAUGUGUGAACCUUGGACCACUUGCAUCCAAUCGGCAAAACGCAAUUUCAGAUCUUAUUGAGCGCGUUGGCUGUUCCAAUACUUAAUAGUACCUAACUGUAUUGUAUACAAUGUAUUUUGGAAGCUGGUUUCGGUGUCAAUUAUAUGAUAUUAACUUUUUUAUCUCCUUUCUGGCAACUAAACGAAACAGAUAAAAUAAAUCUUUCUUUAGAUACCAGUUCCCUAGAUGUACCAUCAUACAGAACCCAAAAGGCAUUUUUACUAUAUCAUGAGCGUUUAUAUAAAAAUUAAAAAAUACAUUUUGCAAAGUACCUAUUUCAAAAAGUUAAGAAAAAUUUGUUUACAGUCAAUUGUUAUUAUAAGCUACAUAGUUUUUAUAAGUAGCAACUAGCAAAGAUAAAACACAGUGUCGAAGGCUUACUACUGCUGUAAUUUCUACAAAAAUCACUUACCCCUCUGUGGCUGUGUACUUUUUCUUUAUUUUACUUGAAUGAUUGAUUUUAGGGAUUUAUAAUUCUAUGAAAAUAUAACAACCUGUUUAGAAUUAAUGUUUUAGUCGAAUAGUUCAGAAUGCCUAUACCUACGUGAUUUAUUAGUGUUUAUUCCUAAUUAAAUAAUAACAUUUUUAAAUUAAUAACUAGAGGUGGCCAUAAAUGCAAACAGAUUUAGUAAAUAAAUGAAAUAAAUACAUAAAUGUUUAUCGUUUAGUCAACCAUUCAGAAGUCCCGUAAUAUCGAUAAUUAUCGGCUACCUGAUUUGAUCAGACACUAUUAUCCGAUUGGCGAAAAAAUAUCCCGUCUGGAUUAGCCUUUAGGUUUACAACAUAAUUAUUUGUGUAAUAUAUUGAAUAACAAUUAUAAGGGUUCCGAUUUUACAUUUUGAGGUACGGAACCCUAAAAAUCACGUGCAGAUGAAGUACGUAAUGUUUUUCCUUCGUAUUGUUACGCAAACACACGAACUUGUCAUCCUAUUUCAGUCAGUCAUUUGAACUAGCAUGACAAAUACGAACGUUUCCGUAAAAAUAAACUUAAAAAAAAAGCCGCCUUCAAAAAAUAAGCGCGUUAGAAAACACGGAGAAACUAAAAGCAAAAACUAAUAUGAUGUUUAGAUUUCCCUACUUUUUACCUAAACCUAAAUAUCUAAACAUCCAAAUUAUAAACUAUUCAAUUAUUUUUGUUGUCGGUACCAGCCCUGUUCCUCGCCUUGCUUAUUGCCUGUUUGCCCAACCCAACCUUACGCAAGCUGGCCCCGACUCCAAAAAUAAUUGAUUAUGUGCCUAAUAACAUUUGAAGAGUUCCCUAGAUUUCUCCAAUAUCCCAUCAUCAGACCACGACUUGGUGCCAACGGGACCAUAUCGGGGUUAUAUCCAUAUGAUUAAAAAAAAUAUUUGAAAAUCGGUUCACACACAAUUCUUGGAAAUAUCGAGUAACAUACAUACAAAAAAAAAAUCUGUCGAAUUGAGAACCUCCUCCUUUUUUGAAGUCUGUUAAAAAAAAGAAGGAAAAACAUUUCGCAUUACAUCUGUAUAAACAUUUAAUACAUAUCUGUUUACAUCAUUGGCGACUUCUACCGACCUAAAGGAAUCACAUGGGAAUCACGUUAAACAGUGUCAGGUCCGCCAUCUUGAAAGCACUUGAUUCUCAAAAUGGCCGCCACUGUUUUCCUAAACACCAAAAAGUGUAACGAAAGGAUAUUUUUAUAUAGCGUGUAGUAUAAAAGUGAUUGCUUGAAUGACGUGCAACGUAUGAAAUGUCCUAAUUGAAGCGCCUAUGUAAAGAUUUUAAAUAAAAUCUGUGUAUGAAUA